This is a messenger RNA of Sinocyclocheilus rhinocerous, 801 nucleotides long. RefSeq names its product Sjoegren syndrome/scleroderma autoantigen 1 homolog. The record is from RefSeq and is a predicted model, not a curated record. The coding region runs from base 88 to 801 and encodes 237 amino acids. NCBI's taxonomy places the organism in Eukaryota, Metazoa, Chordata, Actinopteri, Cypriniformes, Cyprinidae. The transcript has 5 exons.
UUUCCGCAGCACUUUAUACAUUUCACCGCAGAAGUUUCGAGCAGGAAGAAUUAUCUGUGUUGAGAGGCGGCUGAGGAGGAGGAAAGCAUGGCACUAAACGCAGAUGAUGAGGACUUUGAAUGGGAGCCUCCCUCCGAGGCCGAGAUGAAGGUGAUUCAGGCUCGACGGGAGCGACAGGACAAGAUCAGCAAGCUGAUGGGAGGCUAUCUGCUGAAGGGGUACAAGAUGCUGGGGGAGUGCUGUGAGCUGUGUGGGACAAUUCUGCUGCAAGAUAAGCAGAAGAAAAAUUACUGUGUUGCUUGUCAAGAGCUGGACUCCGAUAUUGACAAGGACAACCCAGCUUUAAACGCCCAGGCAGCUUUGUCACAGGUACGAGAGCGUCAGCUUGCGACUCAGCCUCUCCCUGAAUCUAACGGAGCUUCAUCCAGCGAACCCCCUCCCUCCAUCACGGGGCAGCCCCGGCCGGAGCACUGCGAGGGGGCCGCAUCUGGACUGAGAGGUCUCCCUCCCGCCAUACAGCCCACCCCUCUUUCUGUUCCCACCGUCAGCUCCAACUUUCUGCCACCAGCCAACCCUCCUCUCCAGACUGCCCCUCCUUUAGUGUCCUUGGGCAACACCCUCCACCACCACCCAGCCUUGUCAAGCGCAGAGGAGGCAGUGCUACACAAACUCAGAUGGGCCACACAGGAGCUCCAGCACUCUGUGUCAGUGGAGGCCAGUAUCCAGCUCUGCAGUCUGAUCCGAGGCUGUGCCGAAUCCCUGCGUAGUUUGAAAGAACUGCAGCUCUCAUAUGAUGGCUGA